Molecule: messenger RNA, 852 nt
Organism: Linum trigynum
Lineage: Eukaryota; Viridiplantae; Streptophyta; Magnoliopsida; Malpighiales; Linaceae
Source: the annotation of a GenBank genome assembly
AUGGCUAGCGCAUUGAAACAGAGGCUUGGCACUGCUCUUGCUGGUCAGGCCUGGCAGUCACUAAAUGGAAAUGUUGGUCUACGAUCUUUUGCCACAAAAACUGGUGGAGCUGCAAAGGCUGGAACCAGAGCGAGUGCUCCAGCAGUUAAAAAGAUAAAGGAGGGGCAUAGAGCACUAACUCUUAAUGUGGGAAAGACAGCUGGCAGAAAUUCAGCAGGGCGUAUUACCUCGUACCACCGAGGAGGUGGAGCAAAGCGACUGCAUAGAAGAAUCGAUACCAAAAGGGAGACUGAAUCAAUCGGUGUUGUGGAAAGGAUAGAAUAUGAUCCAAACAGAUCUUCACGAAUUGCCCUGGUAAGAUGGGUCGAGGGUGGCCAGCAUUCUCCCCUCAAGUUCAAGGAGAACAACAAACAGUUUCCUCGUCAGUAUGAGACAAUCGAACCGGUCACAACAACCACACAAGCCAAGUAUACACUCGCUUCCAUGGCGAGGAAUGUGGAUCAAAGAACAGUAGCUUACUACUCACCUGUAAUGCCUACUUCUUUGGUUGUGGGCGGCCUCCCUGUGGGGAAGCCCGUUAUGCAGGGCGCAUCGAUCCAGACGACUAGUGCCAGAGACAUCUUUUUGACAGCCUUCUCUCGAAGUCGUCAAGGGAAGAGUGCACCUGCUACUCCGCGGGUUGCGAUAGUUGGAGCACAACCCAAGUUCUAUGCCCCUCAGUUGAGAGGGGAAGGUGAGGGGAAGACUGUAUAUUCCCUAGACAAGGUCAGGAAGUAUAACAAGCAGAGCAGUGUCUGGGACAAUAGAAACAAACGCAAAGCAGCUGUCUCUUGGCAAAGUUGUGUUCUAUGA